Molecule: messenger RNA, 1509 nt
Organism: [Torrubiella] hemipterigena
Lineage: Eukaryota; Fungi; Ascomycota; Sordariomycetes; Hypocreales; Clavicipitaceae
Source: the annotation of a GenBank genome assembly
AUGGACGACAAGCAGCCAGACUUGACUCAACGGUUGCGACUGCUUGAGCAGAUCCUGGGGGAGUCAUGCCGUGUUACUGAUGAGCCAGCUGAGUGGGAAGCACAUGAGAAAAAUCUUGAGAAAAAGAAUGAAGAUACGAAAACGCCCCAAGAAGUGUCCAACAUUGGCGACCAUCUGUUGUCUGAAGAACUGAGCAAUGUUGAAUACUCAGUUCUGAACCCUCCAGCUGACCUAUACAAUGAGCGAGAGCCUGGGACACAAGGGGAAAAUGAUUUGGUUUACUGCUCCUGGCAAACCAUUACCUCAUAUACCGAGCAUUUUAUUGGGAAAACAAAUCGAACCAAGGCUCUACCGUUCUUUGAGAAAAUACUGAACUCUACAAAAUGGGACUUUUACUAUGUCCACGAUUUCCUCAAGCCAAAGGAGCCAGCACAUCUACUUGUCCCGACCUCGCAAUUGGAAUACUUCCUAGCCUCAAUCAACGCAGUCCUCGACACCAAGCUACGAAUCCCUUCUGGGCCACAUAGAAAGAUCUUUUUCUUGAAAUUUCCCUUUGAAGAUAUCAGCAGACCGCGAUACUUGCUAUGCCAUCGACCAGCCAAGGUUGAAGACGAAGCUGCCAAUGACGAUGCGGCUGAUGCGGACGCCGAGUUUCUCAACAACCCCCAUCAGUGGCCUGUAAUCGCCAAGGCUGAUGUCGAUAGCUUCCACGAAAGCUCAGCGGAAUCAAAAGAAGCCUGGAUGUCUGUUAUGGAGCUCCUUAAAGUUGAGCUUAACAAGCACAAGGCAGACGCGGAAGAACGACGAAAGAAGCGCAAAGAGAGAGAUGCGACAGAGCUACAAAAAAUUGCGAAAGUGUUGGCAGACACCAACACGGUCUUCAUAGCCAUUGACUUUGAAGCUAUUGAGGUCUCGCCGCAUCCUAUAUCAGAAGUCGGCAUCUCAAUUGUAGAUCCAAGAGAGCUGCAGACCACGAAUCCCGGUGAUAAGGGUGAGAACUGGUGGCCUCUGAUCAAGGCCCAUCACUUGCGCAUCCAUGAAUAUGCGGGGUUGCGAAAUUACCGCCAUGUCCAGGGAUGGCCCGAGAAUUUUAUUUUUGGUGACAGUGUGAUCGUCCCCAAGGCUGAAGUUGCAGCUGCUAUCCUCAACAUCUUUGAACCAUAUACUUCAACUGAGCGUACCAUUACUCUCGUUGGCCAUGAUCUCGGCCAGGAUACACGGUAUCUCUACAAAGUUGGCAUUGACCUCGAGAAACUCGCAAGCUCCAUCGACCAAGUUGAUACUCAGCGUCUCCACAAGGCAUGGAAGGAUUUGGAUCAACAGAGAAGUCUGGGGAGAGUGCUCGAUGACCUUGAGCUCUCGUACGAGUAUUUGCAUAAUGCGGGCAACGAUGCCAUGUAUACCCUGCGCGCCAUGUUGGCCAUUGCAGUUGCUGUUGGGAAAGGUACAAGCGAGAAAGACGACGAAAGUAUUGAGAAGAGUUCAAGCCCAUCUGAGGGCCAAGUUUGA